GUACAUCCUAUGGAGCAGUGGUUAAACUUAUCUGCAGCUCCACCGGAUAAAGCUCCCAAUACAGAUGUACAAUACAAUCUUGAGCAAUCAGAUCUCAAUACUCCCAAAAACAGAUGGCAGAAGCGGAGACUUCACUGGUGCGUUUCGGAAUCGUUGGCUGCGCCAACAUAGCACGCAAGGUGUCGCGCGCGAUUCUCCUCUCUCCCAACUCCACCAUAGUCGCCGUCGGCAGCCGCUCACAAGAGAAAGCCACCGCGUUCGCGAAGGAUAAUGGGUUCCCGCCCUGGGCCCGGACCUACGGCUCGUACGACGCCGUCUUGGACGACCCGGCGGUGGAUGCCGUGUACAUCCCGCUCCCGACAAGCCUGCACCUUCGCUGGGCGGUCUUGGCGGCUCGGAAGAAGAAGCACGUGCUGCUGGAGAAGCCGGUGGCGCUGAACGUGGGAGAGCUGGACAAGAUCCUGGCGGCGUGCGAAUCGAGUGGGGUGCAGUACAUGGAUGCUACCAUGUGGAUGCACCACCCGAGGACAGCCGAGAUGAAGGCGUUUAUCAACGAUUCCCAGCGUUUUGGCCGGCUGAAGGCGGUACACAGCAUAUUCUCAUAUAACAGUGGCCCUGAUUUUCUAAACAACGACAUUCGUGUGAAGCCAGAUCUCGAUGCACUUGGUGCUUUAGGGGACACUGGCUGGUACUGCAUCCGGGCCAUAUUGUGGGCUGCGGGCUAUCAACUCCCCAAAACCGUGACAGCUUUACGGGAUGCUGAGUUCAAUGAAGCCGGCGUAAUCCUGUCCUGUGGGGCCUCCUUGCUCUUCCACGAUGGUAUACUCGCAACCUUCUAUUGUUCUUUCCUAAGCAACCUGACUAUGGAAAUCAGCGCCCUUGGAACCCAUGGGUUUUUGCGGGUCCAUGAUUUCACAAUACCCUUUCAAGAAAAGGUGGGCCCGUUUUACGUUCAUGCAAACACCAAAUUUGCUGAGCUUUCGAUUGGGAUCGAGCCAGGCCCGACCGAGCACCUUGUUGCUACAGAUCUUCCCCAAGAGGCUAUGAUGGUGAAGGAGUUUUCGAGUCUGGUGGAGAAAAUAAAGGUACAUGGCUUUGGGACUGAUAAGAUUUGGCCGACUAUUAGUAGGAAAACUCAGGUAGUGGUGGAUGCUGUGAAGGCGUCGAUUGAGAAGGGGUUCGAGCCUGUUGAGGUUGCGUAUUAGUAGUUGUGACUGUUUAACAUAUAUUGUAUUAUAACCAGGUUUUAUAGCCUUAGUGACAGCCAUUAGGCAGUAAAAAGAACCUUGGCAUAUUAGGCAUUAGCCUUAUGAGUCAUAUCUGCUGGAUGAGGUUUGAGAAUUUUCACAUAAUGUCGACUCGAUCAUUUGUGAUAGUUACCACAAUUUCUUUUCUCAGUCGAGAUGAAUCGUCGUCUUAUUUGUGAUAAUUAAUUGUAAGAAUAUGUGGCCCGAAAGCAUUGGGCUCACAUUUAAUUAUACCAUUGGGCUAGACUUUUAUUUAAUAGUCAAACAAAUCUAAGCAAUUUAUCUGGAUAUUUGAUGGACGUGCCAGAUCUAAAACACUCCUAUAUAAAUUAGUCCUCUCUCCUCCUAUUAGGUACGCAGUAAUUAUUCCAUUACUUUUCUGCUACGUUAAAAAAGGUCAGGAGGGAGAAAUUGAUUUAGAUCUACUAACCAAUCGAUUCAACCCCGUGUUAUCAUCAAGAUCAAGAUCACAAAUUACCUGUCCUCC
Striga asiatica is the source of this 1734-nucleotide messenger RNA. The record is from the annotation of a GenBank genome assembly. Lineage: Eukaryota; Viridiplantae; Streptophyta; Magnoliopsida; Lamiales; Orobanchaceae.